AUGGGGGCCACUUGGAACCUACAUUGGACCUGGGCUGAAAGACAGGCGAGAGACAGUUUAGCUCAUUUCCGGGAACCUUUUAGCCUAAGAUCAGCACGGGAAGGAGAAGCACUGCCCUUUCUUCAGCAGGAGCCUCAGCCUCUCUCCCUGGGACCGACUGCUCCAUGCCAAAGGUAUGUGGGAACACAAAUGGAUCUUGCAUUUGAGGUCAACAUUGUAGCUGUGAAUCAUGUUGGUCUUGCUGAUCUCAUUAUUUCCAGUCCAAGAGGUUCAGAAGCAAACCUGGAGGUGAGACCUGAAGAAAGUUGGAGCCAUGCUGACCUUGAACACUUCAAAGAAGCAACUUCUAUGUCUGAAAAGCCCACCACCAAUUUUGCAAAUGAGGAAGAUGGGGGUCCCCAAAUCUGCCGCGUCUGUGGGGACAAGGCCAAUGGCUAUCACUUCAAUGUCAUGACAUGUGAAGGAUGCAAGGGCUUCUUCAGGAGGGCCAUGAAACGCAAUGUCCGACUGAGGUGCCCCUUUCGCAAAGGCACCUGCGAGAUCACCCGGAAGACACGGAGGCAGUGCCAGGCUUGUCGCUUGCGCAAGUGCCUGGAGAGCGGAAUGAAGAAGGAGAUGAUCAUGUCCGAUACCGCGGUGGAGCAGAGGCGGGCGUUGAUCAAGAGGAAGAAAAGGGAACGAAUCGCGGCUCAACCGCCGGGGGAGCAGGGGCUGACGGAAGAACAGCGGUCCUUGAUCAGGGAGCUGAUGGAUGCCCAGAAGAAAACCUUUGACUCCACCUUCUCCCAUUUCAAGGAUUUCCGGCUGCCAGAGGUGUUUAGCAGUGGCCAUGAGAUUCCAGAGUUUCUGCAGACUCCACCGGGGGAAGACCCUGUCAAUUGGAGCCAGUUCAAGGAAGAUCUGUGUACCAUGAAGAUCUCUCUGCAGCUUCGAGGGGAAGAUGGCAGCGUGUGGAACUAUAAACCCCCAGCCAACAGUGACGGGAAGGAGAUCAUUCCCCUGCUGCCCCACCUGGCUGACAUGUCGACCUACAUGUUCAAGGGUGUCAUCAACUUUGCUAAAGUUAUCUCCUACUUCAGGGACUUGCCCAUUGAGGACCAGAUCUCCCUGCUGAAGGGGGCCACCAUUGAGCUGUGCAUACUGAGGUUCAACAUGAUGUUCAACGCAGAGACUGGGACCUGGGAGUGUGGUCGGCUGGCUUACUGCUUGGAAGACGUUGAAGGUGGCUUCCAGAAACUUCUGCUGGAUCCUAUGAUGAAAUUCCACUACAUGCUGAAGAAGCUGCAGCUGCAUAAGGAGGAGUAUGUGCUGAUGCAGGCCAUCUCCCUUUUCUCCCCAGACCGCCCAGGUGUGGUGCAGCGUGGUGUGGUGGAACAGUUGCAGGAGCGAUUUGCCAUCACUCUGAAGGCCUACAUUGAGUGCAUUCGGCCCCAGCCGGCCCACCGGUUCCUGUUCCUGAAGAUCAUGGCUGUACUCACCGAACUGCGCAGCAUCAAUGCCCAGCACACCCAGAGGCUGCUGCGCAUCCAAGACACACACCCCUUCGCCACACCCCUCAUGAGAGAAUUGUUCAGCCCCACAGAUGGCUGA
Marmota flaviventris (yellow-bellied marmot) is the source of this 1590-nucleotide messenger RNA. The record is from RefSeq and is a predicted model, not a curated record. NCBI's taxonomy places the organism in Eukaryota, Metazoa, Chordata, Mammalia, Rodentia, Sciuridae.